Messenger RNA from Corylus avellana, 2459 nucleotides. Its product is annotated as RING/FYVE/PHD zinc finger superfamily protein. Lineage: Eukaryota; Viridiplantae; Streptophyta; Magnoliopsida; Fagales; Betulaceae. The record is from RefSeq and is a predicted model, not a curated record.
CAUAAUACGACAACGAAAGGAAAAGACACACUUGGGCACGACUAGCAAUAGUAGCCUAAGAGCCAAAUAAAAAUAUGUACAGAGACUGAACCGCCAUAACGUCCCGAUAUAUAAAAGAGCACCCACUCUUAUUCGGACAGCUUUCAGCUUUUAAACACUCCUACCCUUCCGCUCCUCCAACGUUUAGGAACCCUAGACGGCUAGACACCCCCCAAUUAGCCAGAGGCAAUGGUUGUCAACGACAGGCCCUUGAAGAGGAUGAAGAGGAGGGUCUUCGCCGAUCUCAACGACUUCUUUGCUUUCCCUCCGCCGGAAGAGGAGGCGGAGAGCGGCCUCGGAGUCCACCGGAAGGCCUUCAGGGACAGCGUGAGGGUGUUUCUGGAGAGGCACGCGCGUCUCACGCCCACGCCCACGCCCUCUGUGCUACCCGCCUUGCUGACCUGGCAGCUACUGUUCCGAGUCGCGGACGGCCCGGAUCCGGUGGUCGUGACCCUCCACGUGGUGGAGGAGGACGUUACCGGAUCUACUCGUAGAUCCGUCUACUGUGACCAGUGCCGAGUCGUGGGGUGGAGUGGGCAUCCGGUGUGUAGAAAGCGAUACCAUUUCAUAAUACGAAGGGAAGAGAGUGGUAUUCCGAUGGAUGAUGAAGAUUUGGAUAUGGAAGACUGGGUCCAUCUUCAGCUGGAAGACCACACGCAUCUUCUGCACGCUGUGGUUCACUCCAAUGGCUACGCCCAUCUUCUUACUCUCAAUGGCAGGGAAGGUGGCUCCACGCUCCUGUGCGGACGUCAAAUCAUGGACUUCUGGGAUAGGCUCUGCGCAUCGCUUGCCGUCAGGAAGGUUAGCGUGAUGGAUGUGUCAAAAAAACAUGGGAUGGAGUACCGGCUGCUUCGUGCAGUCACCAAAGGUCAGUCAUGGUAUGGUGAAUGGGGUUACCUUUUUGGUGCGGGAAGUUAUGCCCUCACGCGGGAGGCUUACCAGGAAGCAGUGGAUAGGCUAUCCACCAUACCCUUGUCCUCGUUUUUGUUCCAUGGGAGAGGACCUCGAACCCAUUUGCAGGACGUUAUUGCUUUUUACCAGUCUCUAUCGGAAACCCAACUCCAAACAAUCAGGGAUCUUUUCUCCUUUUUGUUGCGUUUGAUGCAUAGAGCUCGGAAUCCACUGGAUAAGAUGCCUGGUUGUGCAUCUAUGGAGGUUGAGUUCAGCACCUCAAAGGAGUUGUGUGCAUGGACGAGGAAUGAUGUUGAGUGUGUGCAACAAGCGAUGAUGAAGGUGCUACUUGCAGCAGCAGCAGCAGCAGCUGGCGAGCCCUGCUGGGUGACGAAGCGUGCUAUCAAGGGCGCAAUGUGCAGGUCGGCAUCUCCGGAGCUUCUUGAUUACUGCCUCGAGCACUUGAGAGGGGAGCUGGCAGCUGAUGGCAUGGUGGUUUGUUCCCGGUACAAUCCCAUUUCCAGUGCAGUGGAAUUCAGGCUUGAGCCUCUGAGUACCGUGCACAGUGGAUUUGAUUUGAGUUCAAACCACCCAUCAGUAGAGCAGAUUGUUUGUGAUCUCAAGUUUCUAUAUGAUUCAAUUCUACACCCAGAGACCAUGGUGAACUUUAGACCCCAAGCAAUGAGGGAAUGUCUUAUGGAUUUAGCAACUAAGCUGCUUGACUGCAAGCAAUUUAUGAAGGACUAUGAGCCGGAUAGAAUGACAGCAAAGAACCCUUUUGCCAUACAGCUCUGGUGUUAUGUUGAGCUCUUAGAUAGGCCGAAAGAUGACUUAGCUCUACCUCCAGAGCUAGUUGUCUUGCCCUUGAAUGCCACCGUUGCUGACCUUAAAAGUGAAGCUACUAAAGCUUUUCAAGAGGUGUAUGCAAUGUUUAAAAUGUUUCAGGCUGAGGAACUGCCGGAGUUUGGCCCUGUAGAGGAUUCAAUUACCGUCAAGUUUUUGGUUGGAAUGGUUGCGCCAAUCCGAGUCCGAGGAAGAUGCCCUGCAAAACAUGGUUUAAGCCGAUUCCGGAUGGAGAGGGGAAUGGAGAACUGGACGGUUGAUUGCACCUGUGGGGCUAAGGACGAUGAUGGUGAGAGAAUGUUGGCUUGUGAUACAUGUGGUGUUUGGCAGCACACAAGGUGUGCUGGGAUUGACAAUUCCCGUGCAAUCCCGGCAAAGUUUGUUUGCAUGAGGUGCUUCAAAUCAUACUGCAAGGAAUCUAGAAGGAUUGAUGUUUCUAUUAGUGAGACUAAUAGGGGACUUUCACCCAGCACAUUUUGCAGGGAUGAAGCAGUAGCACUAGCAACUGAUGGUCCUGGAGUUGCCUCUAACAUGCCUUUAACUUAUGGUGUAGGUUGAGUGUAUGCUCUGUGUAUAGUUCCUUAUACAUGUACAGUUUCUUUUUUGUUUAGGAUUGGUGACAAGGCCUUAUGUAUUUUUGGGAGGCUGUCAUUUGUGACCACCUCCCCUGUUUUUUCAGUGUAUGG